AUGUUUCUUGCCAGGAGAGCUACCGCUCCGGCGAGGCGCGCCCUGGCUCAGCGCCAACCCCGCCGUUUCGACUCGCAUUCCGCACACCACGAACCCGUCAACGAACACCUCGGACGCGGAUUUUACAUCGCGGUCGCCUCUAUCCCCGUCGGUCUGGCACUCUACAAAUACUCCACGUCUGAUGCCAGCUCAAAGCCAUGGUUGACCCGUGUCAUCGAGACCUUCACUGCCAGUGAGGCUGUCCUGGAACGAAACAACGCUCUCCACACCCGGGCAAUUGAAGAAGCAGCCGCAGACCGCCAUCUGUUCCACAGUCAGAAUCCUCCACUGACUAUUGAUAUGUCUUUCCCCGAGUUGUUCAAUACUGGCUCUCCUAUAAACAUGUCCCCUGGCAGGUCGUCUGGGGACCUCUCCGCUGUUGUGGCUCACUACGAAAAGCGUCAAGCGGAUAUGGAAAAGGCGAGAGUAGGACGCAUGAAGGACGGAAAGGUCCAGUCCCUGUACGAAGAUGGAAGAUAUUUUUAG
This is a messenger RNA of Trichophyton rubrum CBS 118892, 525 nucleotides long. RefSeq lists its product as uncharacterized. Bases 1 to 525 code for a protein of 174 amino acids. The transcript is spliced from 3 exons. Gene Ontology annotation, cellular component: mitochondrion. NCBI's taxonomy places the organism in Eukaryota, Fungi, Ascomycota, Eurotiomycetes, Onygenales, Arthrodermataceae. The record is from RefSeq and is a predicted model, not a curated record.